Naegleria lovaniensis is the source of this 387-nucleotide messenger RNA. RefSeq lists its product as uncharacterized. The record is from RefSeq and is a predicted model, not a curated record. Lineage: Eukaryota; Heterolobosea; Eutetramitea; Acrasida; Naegleriidae. The transcript is spliced from 2 exons. The coding region runs from base 1 to 387 and encodes 128 amino acids.
AUGGACGCAAAACAACCACUCUACACAGGACAAGCUCAAUUCGUACAGCAACCACCUUCCCAGCAAUAUCCUCCACAAGGUUAUUAUGUGGAUCCGAAUCAACAAGUGGUCACCUAUCAACAAACCACAACAGUGGCAGCAGCUCGUGAGCCCAAUGAAGAAGAUGCAAACACUGCCAUGAUUAUGUUUGUUAUUGGAUUUUUCUUUGGUCUUUUAUGGAUUGUGAAUUUUGCAAUGUAUCGUAACUCACCAAAUUAUAGAGCUCAACAAUUUGCCAAAUACAGUCUCUAUGCUUUCAUCAUUAGUUUGAUUUUUGCUGUUGUAUUGAUUGUGUUUUCCAUCGUUUUGCCAAUAAUUGUUACGGCUGCGGCUGUUUCAACCCAUUAA